GCUCCUUCAUUCCGCCUUUCCGGGCCUUACAAUAAUGCCGACCUAAGUCUCAAUCGAUUUAUUUGCUACCCAGGAGUGUUUCAUACAUUUGCGUUACUACCAAGGGCGUAGGCGCUUUGAAAAUCCUCUUACCAUGUCUCAGUGGUUAUGUUCAGCCUGCUCCUCAUAUAUUAACCACCUCUUCUCUCCAUCCAACUAUCUCCCUCAGGACAAUGCACACAACCACCACCUAGCCUACAAUCGAAAAAAUCUAAACUCUAUUGCGACGUGGAUUUCAUCCUCUUCAUCUUGCGAGUUGUGCCAGUUUAUAUUGAUCGGCUUCAAAAAGAAAUACUUCAGCUACCUCGGGUCUCUAGACAGCAGUCAGAUCCUCGAGUUCUUAACUAACAAUUUCGAACCUGGGUCUCUGAAAGUACAUACCUACGGCAAGGAAGACAGAUUCAAGCCCGGGCCUAAUGAUGAGGGUGAAUUGGAUCCUCGACUUGGGAUUUACUGUAUUAGCAUUGAAACUCCUCUAAGUCUGGAUCAUUUUUUGGAGGGCCAGAAUGGCUUUGAAGUGUGCUUUAGCCUAUGGGUCGAUGAUGAGCAUCCAGCGCAUAUCUCAGGGGAUGUAGCUAGAAAGGAACUACUGCAAGAUACUGGUACGCAGGAUUCAUUCGAUCAAAUUCAACUGUGGCUUGAUGAUUGCGUUAAAAACCACACUCAAUGCGAGACGAUGAUUUCUGGGGAACAGCUGGACGAACUCCAAGGACCAGUACUACCAACAAGAAUCCUUGACCUCGGAGGACCUAUACAAUCAAUAAAAUUGGUGGAAGGAGCCCAUAUCAGAAGUCAUUAUGCGGCACUCAGUCAUUGCUGGGGACCACCAGACAAACGCCCCCUAGCAACAACGAAGAAGACAUUGCAGGAUCACUUCGAAGGCAUUCCGUUCUCCAACCUUCCUCAAACUUUCAAGGAUGCAAUCAUAACAGCUCGCCAGGUAGGACUGCAGUACUUGUGGAUUGAUUCGCUCUGUAUCAUCCAAGAUGACGAGGACGACUGGCUUCGAGAAGCAGAAAGUAUGGGUUUAAUAUAUGCAAAAGCCCGUGUUACUAUCGCCGCUGCUGAUGCUACUGAUUCUUCCAAGGGGUGUUUUGCAAAGGAUAGGAUAGCUCCGAACGUGAGGAUUCAGCUUCCCUACAUCUCGCCUUCGAGCGAUAACAAGAACUCCGUCUUCACACUAUCUUUAGGUGUAUUGAGUCCGAACAACCGAACAAUGACGAUGCUGCCUCUGAGACAAAGAGCUUGGGUUGUCCAAGAGCGGAUUCUAGCUCGGAGAACCAUUACCUAUGGAAACGGGGACAUCUUCUGGAAUUGCAGAGAGCUCGAAAACCUUAUCGUUGGUCGUCAAGGACCCCCUUUUUUGGCUGGCCCAGAUGGCGAUCAUUGGAUCUCCGUCUUAAUCAGCUACUGCAAUUGCAGACUGACGCGCUACACCGACACCUUGAUAGCACUUCAAGGCCUAGCAAACGAAAUGAAGAAAGCCCUCGAUGCGAACUACCAUUUUGGAGUGUGGACUGAUAUGUUACCGGGCCUAUUACUGUGGGCGAGAACUGACUCAAUGCGGCGGAAUGCUGAUAUGGAAGGUAGAGUGCCUUCUUGGAGUUGGGCGGCCAUGAUUGGGCCAAGAGACUUUUGGUACAGGCCUUCGACAAAGGACGUACGUUACUUGACAGAGGGAAUUGAAAUCAAAGGACAAAGACUAAAUAUUUCUGGGCCCCUCAAGAAAGGAUACUCCUGUCAAAAGAAGCAUGCAAUCUCAACCAGUGAACACCAAGGGAAGCCGGCAAUAGCAUGGUAUUGCAGUGAUCUUUUUCAUCUUGAGAUGUCCGUUGAAGACUGCGACGAAGCACAUUGUGGAUAUGCCGCGUUUGAUCUGGGAUACAGUCGAGAAUUUUACUGUUUAUUUGUGGCAAAAGGAUGCCCUUUUGGGGUGGCUAGUGAGGGCUUUUCGUAUACAGUGCUUCUCCUAGAGCCAAUCGAGCUUGAUGCUCUCGUUUUUCGGAGGAUUGGACUCGGAGCGGUGGUAAAACAAGAACACAUUGGUACUGCUAAGCACUCAUCACUUACUAUUAUGUAAAGGGAGGAAGGCGACGACCAGUUUAACAUUUCUUUUUUGUUAGAUUCACUAGAUAUAAAUGCAAACUAUACUUGGUAGUUUCCUGC
Molecule: messenger RNA, 2205 nt
Organism: Cucurbitaria berberidis CBS 394.84
Lineage: Eukaryota; Fungi; Ascomycota; Dothideomycetes; Pleosporales; Cucurbitariaceae
Product: HET-domain-containing protein
Exons: 2
Coding region: 134-2119 (661 amino acids)
Source: RefSeq, a predicted model, not a curated record